UCCCACGUUAAACUGUCUCCCCUCCUGAGUGGUGAGUGUGCAGGGGGUCAGCUGACAAACGACCAAAUGCAAAUGCAGAGUCUUUGCCCAUCUCUCGUUGCCUAUAUCUUCGCCCUUCUCCUCCACCCUUUCGGUGCCCUGAAAUCGGUAUGCGGAGAAGAAGGAUUGUGCUCAGUAACACCAGAGUUUACCUCUUGCGAUGGAGAUUCUAUCUAUGCCAAAGUCACCAAUCCUACUCUUUCCCCUCACCAUCUUCAAGACUUACCAGGCUUCACACGUAGCCUAUAUAAAAGGGAUCACGCCUUAAUUACACCAGAAAGCCAUGUCUUUAGCCCUCUACCUGAUUGGGUAAAUACAUUAGGAGCAUACUUAAUUACUCCAGCAAUGGGUGCACACUUCGUGAUGUAUUUGGCAAAGAUGCAAGACAAUUCGAGUUCGGCGCUGCCUCCUGAAGAUGUUGAAAGGUUCUUUUUUGUAGUUCAAGGCACUGUUAUUCUAACAAAUGCUUCUGGGACUGAUCAUAAAUUAAUUGUGGAUUCUUAUGCAUAUUUACCAAGCAAUUUCAAGCACAUUCUUAAGUGUGAUUCAUCUGCCACACUUGUUGUGAUUGAGCGAAGGUACCAUGCUUUGGAGAAUCAUUUUGUUGAACUUAUUAUUGGUUCAACAGAUGCGCAGCCACUUCUGGAAACUAGUGGAGAGGUUUUUCAAAUAAGGAAACUGCUCCCAACUUCCAUCUCAUAUGAUUUUAACAUUCAUAUCAUGGAUUUCAACCCUGGAGAAUAUCUCAAUGUGAAGGAGGUUCACUAUAAUCAGCAUGGUUUACUGCUUUUAGAAGGACAAGGGAUAUAUCGCUUGGGUGACAGCUGGUACCCAGUUCAAUCCGGUGAUGUCAUAUGGAUGGCACCAUUUGUACCUCAAUGGUAUGCUGCCCUUGGCAAAUGUCGGUCACGCUAUCUGCUAUACAAGGAUGUUAACAGGAACCCAUUGUAAUGCAUUCAUAUAUGUGGUAUGUACUGCGGCUGUUAAACUAUGACAUUUUGAUGAGUUACCAAGCUUGAAAUUGCAUCUUUUAUUGUCAUGUACACAGACCGAAUACUCGUCUUCCUAUAUAAGUAUUCCCCAAAAACUCCCGGUAGAUGUUAUUUACAUGCAUACUAUUCAGAAAUAUCGAGGCCAUUUGCUAAAUUUUAAUUCUGAUUCCACCUACAACAGAUGUUGACUGGAAAGCAAGGUUUAAGGCAGCAGUUCUCUUGAAACCCAUCUCAAAUAUGGAGUAUGAGCCAUAUGGUAUUCUUGUCUACAAUAAAGAGAUUAGUGUUUUUGCAUGUGUUUCAAAACUGCUACGGUCUUUUUUUUAUUUGUUUGGGUUAAUUUCUUACUAGAACAAUUGGUAUCAUUACUGGUAUUAUUGCGGGCAGUUUAAAACCAAUACACUUUUUCGUCAUGUGCUAUUACAUGUGGGUUAUUUUGUAUACCAGCGCACCUCUUUGUUGGCCGAUGGUGUGUACCACUUUAUUGGCUUAUACUCUCCCACCUCCUUGAUGGCCAAUAAUAGUCCACCUCUUUUAUAGCCCGUAGAUGUCAUAUAAGACAUCAUCGCCUCUUGGAUGGUCCAUAGAAAUCUCAAUUGUAGUGAGAGAAGGUAAUUUCAUUUUUCAUAUUUGCUAAAUUUUGUAGAGACCUUAUCUACUAUUAAGCCAAUUUUUUCUUGAAUGUUUUUUGCCAUUUGAGCUCCAAUCGAGGCCGUCAUAGAAGUUUGGUACAGUGUUUCUAGGUGGUCUGCUGUGCUUACAAACUAGUGAGUGAUUAAACAAUGCUUCAAUGGGAUUGAUGUAUCUUGGGGGUAUCAUCACCACAGCCUAUUGCAUCUUGGAAAUCCCAGCAGGGGCUUUGAAUACCUUGAAGACAGUGAGACGAUUGUCCCCAAGUUCGAGUUGAGCACAGUUUUGUCUAUUUUUUUAUUUUUCUGCUUUGGAGUUUGUCUUGUUCAAGACUUAACAGUUUUUCCACCUUGCUGGAAAUCUCACCGCAGUUGAAUGAGGUCUCACCAUGGUUACUCUCAGAGCUUCAUGCUCAGUGGUAUUGUUUUAUGCAAUCUUACUGCA
This is a messenger RNA of Amborella trichopoda, 2105 nucleotides long. Lineage: Eukaryota; Viridiplantae; Streptophyta; Magnoliopsida; Amborellales; Amborellaceae. The record is from RefSeq and is a predicted model, not a curated record.